GCCACACGACAUUGAGUGCAACGUGGGUUUGCUGCUGCGAUCUAGUGAGCUUGUCGCUUUAAGAGGCACCCCCUCAGCAUUGGUUAUUCCCAUCCACAAACCGACUGACAUAUCGGUACCCUAUGCAUCGCUGGCAACUGGAAGACCGUAGCUGUUUUCGAAUCGGUUCAUGCUCAGACAUCCAUUCCUACACGGUGUGACGGUACAUAGGCCUGCUGUGUGGGUUUUUCCUUAAUCGACGUCGAUGUCAAUCGUUCUUGUAAAUCCCUAGGAUUGUAAUUUUUAUUAUAUUGACUAGAGAGCAUAUCGAAAGUCAAGAUGGCUGAGAUGGGGAUAGGGAAGGGGGUUACUGCCGGGAAACUCGCCAGUAACGUUCAGAAAAAAUUGACACGGGCACAAGAAAAGGUUAUGCAAAAGCUGGGUAAGGCCGAUGAGACCAGAGACGUUGCGUUUGAGGAGGGGGUGAUCAACUUUAACAAACAAUAUACGGAGGGCUCCAAACUGCAGAAGGACCUGAGGGCCUACUUGACUGCUGUUCAAACAAUGCACGAAUCGUCCAAGAACCUCCAGGAGUGUCUGGUGGACAUGUAUGAGCCAGAGUGGUAUGGCAAAGAUGAUGUGGACUCCAUCGCGGAGGAUUCUGAUGUUCUGUGGACGGACUACCAUCAGAAGCUAGUGGACCAUGCUUUAAUAUCCAUGGACACUUAUCUAGGCCAGUUCCCCGAUAUUAAGUCUCGUAUUGCUAAACGGGACAGGAAGUUGGUGGACUACGACAGUGCCAGACACAACUACUCCUCCACCCAUAAAGGGAAGAAGCCAGGGAAGGAUGGGGGUAUCAAGAUCACCAAGCCGGCCUCCCUGUUGGAGAGGGCCACCCCCGGCUGGGCUCAGGGCAUCCUGUCCGCCCAUAACAUUGCCCAGAGCAGCCUGUCCAGGAACCAGGCGGAGGACGAGUUGGAGAGAGCUCAGAAGGUGUUUGAGGAGAUCAAUGUAGAUCUCCAGGAGGAGCUACCGUCUUUAUGGAACAGUCGCGUUGGCUUCUACGUCAGCACAUUCCAGAGUAUGGCUGGCUUUGAGGAGAAGUUCCACAAAGAGAUGGCCAGACUUGACCAGAACCUGUACGAUGUCCUUGUCAAACUUGAACAGCAGGACGUGUCAGGAAUGGCAGGUAACAGCGGGGCACCGACAACGGCGCUGGCUCGGAGGAGUGAGCUCCCCCGAGGAUCUGAUGCUGUCAACAGUCUGAGUCCAGCUGGACCUCCUCCCAUUCCCAAGUCUCCCUCCAAGCUGCGACCAGCGAUGCCCCCGAGGCCAGAGUCCAGCCCCUGUCGGGACAUGAAGCCAGAGAACAUCAUCAGCCUGUUUGAUGCUCCUGACAUCAGUGUCACAUCCCCAACACAGUUUGACAGCCCUGCCGGGUCCAACCUGUUGGAUAUGGACCUAACCGCCCCGGCCGCUUCAUCUGUGUCCCCGGCCUCUCAGCCGUUAUCCUGGGAUAUGUGGGAGCCAGAGGAGAUCCCCGCUCCCCCGGAGGAGCCCCAGGGCUGGGAUGACGACGGCACCCAGCCAGUGCGUGCCGCCGGCUGGGCCGAUGAUCCUAUAGCUGCCGCCACGGCUGGCUGGGAUGAUGACGGCUCUCUGCCCGUGAGGGUGGAUGUCUCCCAGGCGGAUGAUGCCUCUCAGCCGGCGAAGGUGGAUGAUGACUCCUGGGCGGAUGACGCUGUUGCUACGGCUACAUCCGUAGUGCCAACCACAGCUGCUGAGUUUGAGCCGGCUGGCUGGAAUGAUGAGGAGGGGGUUGCCAAGGCUGACACACCGACUGCUGUUGCAGCGCCAACAGCCACAGCACUUGAGGAGAGUCAUGUUGUGGAGACACCAGCAACCAAUGGGGCUUCAGAGACAAUGGAGAUGCCUCCUGGGUUCCUCUACAAAGUGACCACCAUGCAUGACUACGCUGCAAAUGACUCAGAUGAGUUAGAAAUGAAGGCGGGAGACAUUGUGUUGGUUGUGACCUUUGACAACCCAGAAGAGCAGGAUGAGGGCUGGCUGAUGGGGAUGAAGGAGGAGGACUGGAUCCAGAACAAAGGGAGUGCCCUUAAAGGAGUGUUCCCUGAGAACUUCACCUCUAGGCUGUGAGAGAGGAGUCCAUCCACCUCUCCCUUGACCACUCCCUCUGCUACAAAACCCUCUUCCUUCUCCCUCUCAGUCAGAAAACUGUCACUCUCCUUAGGAAUUCUCAACUUUCUCCCUCCUCCUCACCCGUUUCUCUCUCUCUCUACCUGUCUGUCUGUCUGUCUCUCUCUGACCCUUGAUCCCAAUUCAAUACUUCCUUGUACUCUGUUUCCUAACCUCUGGGUUUCUACUGAUAGUGAUAAUGAAGGCAUCAGCAUGAGAAACAACUGUGCAGAGUUGACUGUAUGUCAGCAGCUAUGUCCAGAAUGGAUCACAUGCUUUUGUUGGUUAAUAAGUCAUUUGUUUUGGACUAUUCUGACCACAGGGUCACGUUGUGGCAUCUCAGCGGGUUUGCACUUUUUUUGAAUUGCCGUGAAACAGUUAAGGAAUGAGUCUCAAAAGAAAAUGACCUAUCUAGUGUUCUUUGUCGUCCUUUGAAACCACAACGGCCAGAAUGACAAUGGAGGUGAACAGGGAAACCCAUUUUAGGAUGGUUCAGGGGGAUUUCUCUCAGGGUUGAUAAAAUGACUCUGGUGGUAAGGCAUGGUACCUAUUACAAGUCGGAAGAGCCCAUGGGCCUUUACACUAAGCCCUGUCAGCUUUCCCUCCAGUCCUAUCCCCCGCUAACACGUGUUUGUGCCAAGGUUGCCAGGAGUUGUAAUGAUUGCUUGCGGGUUGCCAGGUGUUGUUGUGAUGAUUUCCUACACGGUGAAAAGACGACCAACCCACUCCCUGUACAAUACUUUAUGUAAUAGACACCCGAAACGUACUUAUAUAACUCCUACAUUCCUGUAUCCUAGCUAAAGUACAAUGCAGAUUAUGUAAGGAUACUAGAUACUGUUGUGGUUUGGUUCCUGAAGGUGUAACCAAGUGUUUGAGUACCAAGGGAUAUCCAGUUUAUUUUGAGAGAUGUUUCUUAUGUUUCCUGUGUGUGAAAGAGGUCAAGAACGUCUCCUGGGACAGUCAGCAUCCUGACAUUUUAAAUAUGGGUGGGUGCGGGCCUGACGCUUCAGAUUAUUAUGCAGCUUUCAGAAUAUUACUCUUUAUUUAUUUUUGUAUGCUGUCAGGAAAUGAUCGUGGAAUCUGUAAAUUGAAUUAAUAAAUGUAAAAUGUCAGUGCAAAUUUUUUCACCCCCCACCCUCCCCCCCCCGGUGGAGUGUGACUUCUGUAAUCUGUUUUGCCACGGGAUCCCGGUCCUGUGUGUGUGUGUGUGUGUGUGUGUGUGCGUGCGUGUGUGUGUCUAUUCCAUGUAAGGCAGUGUUGGGAUACUCCCAGGGCCUGUUUGGCAUUGCACUCCAGCCCUCGUCCCUGGCAACACACCUGUGUCCGUUAACAAACGAAUGCCAUUGUUUCCGUGGUAUUUGCCAGGGAAUGGGUGUGAUGGAAACACGCCACCCAGGGGCUCGAGCCGUCCCUCCCCGUUGUAGAGUGCUGCUGUUAUCUCACCCGCAUAAAUCACUAUGUGGCUGAAUGAUAACACCAUACUUCCUUUUAUGUGAUGAUUUGAUGACAGUUUUAUAGGAGCAAUUCUGAUUGGAUGGGGACUCGGUUGACCGCUCCUACUGAGUAAUAUUUAAGAACUUUGUGUUGUCGCUGGUUCUUAUUGUUGUGCAUUAUUUGUUGAGUAUUUUACGUGUAAUUCAUUUACCAAGCUGUGACAAUGAAGAUCCACAUUAUUCUAUCAGCAUAUUCAUAUCUGUGUAGGUGAGUAAAUGUGUCAAAGAGCAUGCCAAACUAAGUCCAUGUGUUGUGAAUUCUGAGAAAUCCUCUCUGAUGGACUCAUUACUGUGGUAAAGAUCUUGUUCUUCCACAAACUAUUGGAGCAAGAGGAUGUUUUUCCCUUCACCUAACUGAUCAAUAGUAAUAAACUGGGAUUUAGAAGCUCA
Esox lucius (northern pike) is the source of this 4058-nucleotide messenger RNA. RefSeq names its product myc box-dependent-interacting protein 1 (gene bin1a). Bases 319 to 2136 code for a protein of 605 amino acids. Gene Ontology annotation, molecular function: tau protein binding; phospholipid binding. The transcript is spliced from 19 exons. NCBI's taxonomy places the organism in Eukaryota, Metazoa, Chordata, Actinopteri, Esociformes, Esocidae. Gene Ontology annotation, cellular component: plasma membrane; synaptic vesicle; cytoplasm. The record is from RefSeq and is a predicted model, not a curated record.